Messenger RNA from Phragmites australis (common reed), 1917 nucleotides. RefSeq names its product alliin lyase-like. The coding region runs from base 47 to 1495 and encodes 482 amino acids. The transcript has 5 exons. NCBI's taxonomy places the organism in Eukaryota, Viridiplantae, Streptophyta, Magnoliopsida, Poales, Poaceae. Gene Ontology annotation, molecular function: transaminase activity; carbon-sulfur lyase activity. Gene Ontology annotation, biological process: amino acid metabolic process. The record is from RefSeq and is a predicted model, not a curated record.
GAUCUAAAUCCAAUCGUCCAAGCCCUUCGGUAUAACCUUAUCUCCAAUGGAGGCCGGUGGAGGGCAGCAGCCUAGACGACCUGCAGGCCUGCGGCCCCUUGUCGUGCUCUACCCGUCGUUGCUCCUCAACGCCCUCUUCGUCGCGCACCACUUCCUCUUGCCGGCCCGGUGGCUCGGCUCGGCCGGCGACGGUGGCAACUGCGGGCUGAGCUGGACGCUGCAGGCGGCCAGGGAGGCCGAGGCCGUGGCCGCCACGGAUUGCUCGGGCCACGGGCAGGUGUUCCUGGAUGGCGUGGCCGAUGAGGACGGGCGGUCCGGGUGCGAGUGCAACCGCUGCUUCGCCGGGCCGGAUUGCUCCCUCCGGACGCCCAACUGCACCGCCGACGCGGACAGCGGGAACCCGUUGUUCCUGGAGCCGUACUGGAUGCGUCACGCCGCGGCCAGCGCCGUGAUGGUCUCCGGGUGGCACCGCUUGAGCUACACCACCACCGACAGCAUCUUCCAGUCCGUCGAGCUCAAGAACCAGAUCCGGCGGCUGCACAGGGCUGUCGGCAACGCAGUCGUCGAUGGCAAGCACCUGGUGUUCGGCGCCGGCUCCAUGCAGCUUAUCAACGCGCUGGUGCACGCGCUCUCCCCGGACGCCAGCGCCGCCUCACCACCGGCCCGCGUGGUCGCCAGCGCGCCGUAUUACCCGGCGUACAGAACACAGACGACGAUGUUCGAUGGCCGGGAGUACAAAUGGGGCGGAACCACUGCUCUCUGGGCCAACGCGUCACGGAACUCCACCGACGGCUUCAUCGAGUUCGUCACGUCGCCGAACAACCCCGACGCCCUGCUCCACAAGCCCGUCCUCGGCGGCUCAGCGGUGAUCUUCGACCACGCGUACUACUGGCCGCACUUCACGCACAUCCCGGCGCCGGCCGACGAGGACGUCAUGCUGUUCACCAUGUCCAAGCCCUCCGGGCAUGCCGGCAGCAGAUUCGGAUGGGCGCUGAUCAGGGACGAGAAAGUGGCUAAAAGGGCGUACGAGUACGUGCAGAGCAGCACAUUUGGCGCGUCCAGGGACACCCAGCUGCGGAUGCUGCGCAUCGUGAAGGCCAUACUGGCCAACCUGCACGGCAAGGAUGAUAUCUUCGCUUUCGGGCACGACGUGAUGAGAGCCAGGUGGCGCAGGCUGAACGCCGUUGUGUCGAGGUCCCGUCGCAUAUCGCUGCAGAAGAUCCCUCCCCAGUACUGCACCUACUUCAAGCGGAUCAGGGAGCCAUCGCCAGCUUAUGCUUGGGUGAAAUGCGAGAGGGAGGAAGACGAAGACUGCUACGAGGCGCUGCUCAAGGCAAAGAUCAUCACACGCACCGGCGUCGGGAACGAGGCUAGCAGCAGGUACACGAGGGUGAGCCUCCUCAAGUCGAAUGACGACUUCGACGUGCUCAUGGAGAGGAUCACAGAUCUUGUCAAUGCCGAGAAGUACGACGCUCCUAGUUCGAGCUCCAUGUGAUGCUAAUCCAUGGAAGCCUGGAUCGACACCAAUAUUAAAGUACCGGAAUGGUCAACUCCAAGUUGAUUGUUUCUCUUGCUCAUGAUAAGCUGGUGAGUAUAUCAGAAGCUGUGGAUGGGGAUGAAAAUCAAAACACUUAAUACUGGAAAGGAUCAGCUAGGCGCUGAUUGUUCUAUAAAGGAAAUACUGGAACCAUCAACUUGAAAUUGAUUAAUUGUUUAUCAUGAUAGUUAAACUGGUGAGUAUCGUAAGAGUUGUGGAUGGGCAGGAUAAAAACAGUAUUGGAAACCAUCAGCUACGCGCUGAUUGUUCUUAGAAUAGGUAAUGCAUAGGGAAGAUGUGUAUUCAGUAGUGCAUGGAACUGUGUAAGUACUUCAAUGGACAUUAUCAUUAUGUAUUGCAGCGACGUAAUUACUACUUCA